GGAUCUGCCUCUGAUCUGAUGUUUUAAUGAAGUACCAAUACAUGUACAUGUAUUUGAUUUAAGAUAAGAAAUAAGUUUUAUUGUCGGUAGUUUAUAAAAUAUAUCCAAUUAUAUGGGGUUUGUAAGACUAAGUUUAAGAAUGCGACGACCCGCCACGCUUCAAAGUAUAAUGCGGGUACUAGGUCAAGAAGAAGGAAGUUAAAAUAGAGAUUUGUAGGUUUCAGAUAAACAAUCAAUCAGUUUUUCGAAGUUUAAACCAGAUUUUUAAUUGUUUUUUCACUUUAUAAAGUGUAAUUGUUCAGGGAUACAAAAUUUCAUAAUAGCUUUUAACUUUUUAUAUCAACUUAAUGUACGCGUAUAUCACAUAAUUUGAUAUUUGAACAGAUUUAAUAUCUUAACAGACGGAUAUUUACCAAAAAAUUCAAAAUGGCUACGGGUGGUAGCUUUUCUAGAACAUUGGAGGGCGGACACGAACCUUUUUAUGACUUUUCGUGUACGCCAUGUGAGAAUGAAGGAAAGAACAUGGAGGCUGUCAGAUAUUGUGAGGAAUGCUUCGUCUACAUGUGUGAUUCUUGUGUCAGGGGUCACAACAGAUUUCCGCUACACACAAGACACCAAUUAUUGGACCAAAGCCAGUUUGGGAAAGUGGCCCAGACUAAACUUGUUUCAUUUCCGACAAAACGAUGUUUGAAACAUCCUGGGGAAAUCAUUAAUAUCUAUUGUGGUGACCAUGAUGUCGUCUGCUGUAGCUCGUGCAAGGUUCUCGAGCACAGCAACUGUGCUAAAACCAAGCAUUUGAUAGACGCGGCAAAGGGUAUACAGAAGAGCAAAGAGUACCAAACUAUCAAAAAAGAAACACGUGCCCUUCUGAACGAUGCCGUUAAAGUUCUUGCAGACCGGAAAGCUGAUAUUUCUCGUAUCGAGAAUGAAAGAAAAGAUGUCAAGAAAAUUAUUGCUGAUUUUAGAAAGAAAGUCAAUAAGUGCUUUGAUGAUCUGGAGGAAAAAGCUCUCGAUGCUUUACAUGAUAAAACGGAAAAUAUCGUAAGCAGUUGUGAACAAGAUACAAAAGAUCUUACCGUCAUGAAAACAACAGCUGAGGACAUGCUGAAGCAGCUAGAGUCAUUCAAGGGAGAUAAUGAGUGCGACCUCUUUGUACAAGUGAAAUCCGACAAGACAUUCUUAAGUAAUGCUAUGCAGGAAAUUCUCAACAUCUCGAAGAAGGUAGAGAAAGAUGCUAUUAACUUUAGAAUAGACCCGAAAAUCGAGCCAUACCUUAGUUCACUUGAAGGUUUGGGCAGCUUUACUGAUAUCCCUAUGAACGCAAGUCACCUAUCACCAGUAGCCAUAGACAGGCAUGAGCGCCACCCACGUGCAUUUACGUCAUCCUCACAGACGUCUCGGGAUAAUCGUGCUCCGCUUCCUAUAUACAAAACACAGCUGUAUGGUAAAUUUGAUGUAAAGGAGAAAUCUGAUCCUGCAGUGUGUGAAAUAUCAGACAUCUGUCAGUUACCAAACGGAACUUUCCUUAUUGCUGAUUAUAACAACAAGAAGCUGAAGAGACUAGAUAAGUCAUAUAAACUUCUCGAUUCUCUACGACUGCCCGAUAGUCCAUUUAGUAUAUGUAACGUUGGUUCUGAUGAGGUUGCUGUGUCUCUGUGUUCUGCUGAGAAAGUUCAGUACAUAUCUGUAAAAAAGAAACUGACAUUGAAGAGAUCAUUCAGUACAGGUGACUACUGUAAGGGUAUGGUUUAUGUUGAUGAUAAACUGUAUGUCGGUUGUGGUAAGGAUAUAGAGGAUCCACCUCUCUGUUGUAUAGAAGUGUAUAACAACGCUGGUCAGCUAUAUCAUUCUAUAAGUGGAUUAUCUUACGUUCCAAAAUACAUCACAGUCACAGAUGAUGGUCAGCAUCUUCUUGUUACCAGCUGCCAAAGUGAUGACAUUACUAUGAUGGAUCUGACUGGUAAUGUAGUCAACACGUUCAGCAACAGGGACUUGGGAGAUCCUAGCGGCAUAUGUACUGAUGGUAAAGGUCAGGUGUUUAUCUGUGAUACAACAGUCGUUCAGUUGGAACCCAAGCAGCAGAAGAUAGACGUGAUCCUGGGAGAGAAAGAUGGUAUCAAGGAGAGUAUUGCAAUUUGCUAUGACAGAAAGCAGUCGAGAUUAUUGAUCUCCUGUUGAGAAUCAAAUCAAUUGUUAGUAUUCAAUUUGAAAUAGGGCGUAAGGAAUCAAGAGAAGACCUCUUACAAAAAUCGACAUUGAUAUCAUUUUACCUAUUUACAAUAAAUUUUGAAUUUUGUAUAUCAUUAAUUAUCAUGUAUCCAAUGAUUGUUUCUGUAUAUUUUCAACGUGAAGUAUUAUCACGAGACUUUGAUUAUGUCGGGUAAUAAAUUGAAAUGAAUGUAACAUGCUUCACUUUAAGUGUGAUUUGAUAUUAAAAUGCACACAGA
Molecule: messenger RNA, 2447 nt
Organism: Mercenaria mercenaria
Lineage: Eukaryota; Metazoa; Mollusca; Bivalvia; Venerida; Veneridae
Product: transcription intermediary factor 1-beta-like
Exons: 2
Coding region: 427-2178 (583 amino acids)
Biological process (GO): positive regulation of DNA-templated transcription
Cellular component (GO): chromatin; nucleoplasm
Molecular function (GO): ubiquitin-protein transferase activity; zinc ion binding
Source: RefSeq, a predicted model, not a curated record